Molecule: messenger RNA, 900 nt
Organism: Blumeria graminis f. sp. triticale
Lineage: Eukaryota; Fungi; Ascomycota; Leotiomycetes; Helotiales; Erysiphaceae
Source: the annotation of a GenBank genome assembly
AUGACAUCGAUAACUACGGCCCGUUAUGGCAAAGAAAACGUCCGUGUCUGUAAAGUUGAAAGAGAUAAGCGAACCGGAGUACACACGGUUACCGAGAUGACUGUUACAGUCCUAUUAGAAGGAGCCAUUGAAUCUUCUUAUACCAAAGCCGAUAACUCUGUGAUCAUUGCUACCGAUAGUAUCAAGAACACCGUAUACAUAAAGACCAAGGAAAAUCCCGUCACUCCGCCAGAACGCUACGCUGCAGUUCUAGGCUCUCACUUUAUAGAAACCUAUUCACACAUCACGACCGCGAAAGUUGACAUUAUUAGUGACCACUGGACUCGAAUGGAGGUUUCGGGGCAGUCCCAUCCUCACGCCUUCGUGAGGAAAGGGGCCGAGCGGCGGCUGGUGCAAACGGAAGUCGGGACAGGCAAGAUUGUGGUGCGCAGUGGGCUCUAUGAUCUCGCUCUCCUAAAAAGCACCGGCUCACAGUUCAAUGGCUUCAUACGAGACGAGUAUACGGUUCUACCUGACGUCUGGGAUCGCAUCCUCUCCACCAAAGUCCAUUGCCUCUGGACUUGGGAAUUGUUUGCCAGCCUCGGUGCUGUCCACGCCGCAGCGCCCAAGUUUGACGAGGCUCUCACCAACGCCCGAGAAAUCACCAUGAAGGUCUUUGCUGAGGAGGAGAGCGCGUCGGUCCAAAAUACCAUGUACAAAAUGUGUACUCAACUCUUGCAUGCCAUUCCCGACGUCCAGGCUCAAGACCUGGCCCCCAUCCAUACCUUCGCUAAUGCAACGCUAGACUUGAGUUGGUUCCAUGGCAUGCAGAAUCUGGAUCAGCAUGCCGAAGUCUACUUGCCCCAAUCGAGUCCCAACGGCCUUAUCGAGUUAAAAGUCUCAAGGGCGAAUAUUUUGUGA